Molecule: messenger RNA, 1599 nt
Organism: Lindgomyces ingoldianus
Lineage: Eukaryota; Fungi; Ascomycota; Dothideomycetes; Pleosporales; Lindgomycetaceae
Product: S-adenosylmethionine decarboxylase
Exons: 2
Coding region: 1-1599 (532 amino acids)
Biological process (GO): spermidine biosynthetic process; spermine biosynthetic process
Cellular component (GO): cytosol
Molecular function (GO): adenosylmethionine decarboxylase activity
Source: RefSeq, a predicted model, not a curated record
AUGAGCAUUACUGAGAUCCCCAAGCAUUACACAGCGUCCCCAUCAUCUCAUGUUGGAACCCCGCAUUUGACUAUCAAUAAGGAGGCUACAAUCGAUCUCGAUUCCAGCAAUGCCUUUGAAGGACCCGAGAAGCUCCUAGAAGUAUGGUUCAGUGCCUCAGCCACUGACCUUCCGGGGAAGGCGGGUCCGUACGGUCUCAAAGCCGUGUCCGCUGAGACUUGGAAGGAAAUGUUGGACCUCGUUAAUUGUAAAGUUUUGUCUACCAUUGAGUCCGAGCAUGUCGAUGCCUAUCUACUGUCUGAAUCCAGCAUGUUCGUCUUCCCCCACAAAGUCGUUCUCAAGACUUGUGGCACCACGACUCUGCUUUGGGGCCUCCCACGCUUGUUGGAGAUUGCUGCUCUUAACGCGGGGUUUCCCCAUGUAGUUGCUCAGCCUACUCGCGGCAUUGCCGCUGCAGCUACCCCGUAUCGCGUCUUCUACAGCAGGAAAAAUUUCAUCUUCCCUGAUCAGCAGCGUGGACCCCACCGUAGCUGGCGUGAUGAAGUCCGCUACCUUGACCAGCGGUUUCAGGGUGGCAGCGCCUACAUGAUUGGCAAGAUGAACGGAGAGCACUGGUACCUGUACAUCACUGGCCCGGACAUGCGUAUGACUCCCCCUCCCAGCCCGGACAGAGAGUUUCUUGAUAUCCCGGAGACUGAAACCAAAUUUAUGAGCCAUCCUCAGCGAUUACUCCCCGAGCAAUCGACAGAUGAGGAUGAAGAUGAGACUUUAGAAAUCCUUAUGACUGACCUCGAUGAGAAGAAUGCCCGUCAAUUCUAUCUCGAGGACGCGAGUGCGGUCGCGGAAGGUCGGUUUUUCCAAAAGGCUCAUCUGGCUCGCAAGAAUGCUAUCAAUCAACUCGGUUCCAUCCCCGAGGAGAAGUGUGAAAGCCUUGGAGGCUCCACUGUCCUCAACAACCAUACCCACUCUGAAUCCAGUUUCGAUGUCUUCGAGCAGACCUCAUCUGAUCACUCCGGCUUCAGCUCUGAUGACGACGACCUCACUUUUCCAGAGGAAUUGACUACCGAAGGUCAUUCUCUUGGCAGGGUUGUCUCGGAGACUUGCGGCCUGGCUGAUGUCUAUCCCACCUCCAAGUACCCCGAUGCUCGUGUCGAUGCCUACCUCUUCACCCCAUGCGGCUUCUCCGCCAAUGGCGUCGUCCCCGCUCCUGGUGGCGCCCCCAACGGCUCCAAGAAAGGUUCCGAUGCAACGCACUACUUUACCGUCCACGUCACCCCGGAGCCACAAUGCUCCUACGCCUCCUUCGAAACCAACGUCCCCGCCCGGCAAACUGGUCGCGAGACUGCCGAGGUCGUCGAGCAUGUCGUCACUAUUUUCAAACCUGGUCGCUUCAGCGUGACGAUAUUUGAAGCUAAACCCACUGGCGAAGAAGGCUUUGGCAUGGCGGUCAAGAAGAGCGCCAGGAUGGAGAGUAUUGAGGGGUAUAAGAGGGUCGAUCGCAUUGUGCAUGAUUUGGAUGGGUAUGAUCUCGUUUUUAGGUACUAUGAGCGGGAUGAUUGGAAGGGUGGAAAGCCGAGGUUGGGAGAGGUGAGGUAUUAG